AUGUAUAGAUAUUUGCUUGCGAUUUGCUUAAGAGCAACGUGGGGCGAGUACACUCCGAAAAUUGAUCCUAAGUCGUUUGAGUUGUGGAGGCUCAAAGUCGAGAAGAAGGUGAAAACGACGGAGCGCGCACAUCGCAUCCACUUCCUCUACCGGGGACAGACAAUCUCGCCGUGGCAUGAUAUACCGUUCUGGGCCGGCUAUUCCGAAGAGGAUAAACAACCUCUAUUACAUUUCGUAUGUGAGAUUCCACGAAUGACACAUGCAAAGUUGGAGAUCCAUAAAGGGCACGAGCCCAACCCUCUCAUUCAAGACACCGUGGGGAAUAACAAGCUGCGCUUUUACAAAUAUGGGGAAUCAAUCGUUAAUUAUGGAGCUAUCGCUCAAACCUGGGAGGACCCGAAUAUUGCAGACCCUGACACGGGCUUGGGUGGCGAUAACGACCCCAUCGACGUGCUCCAGCUCAACUCAAAGCCCUGCCGCCGAGGUUCCGUCCAGCGUGUGCGCGUUCUCGGCGCUCUGGCGCUCAUAGACAGUGGAGAGACUGAUUGGAAGUUGUUGGUCGUUGAUGUGGAUGAUGUUUCAGAGAAAGAUGCUACGAAAUGGCGUCAUGUCGAUGAAAUCCCCAGAGACCGCGUCGAUGAGAUCCGUAAUUGGUUUAGGAUGUAUAAGACCGCCGAAGGAAAACCAGAGAAUGUCUAUGCGCUUGGUGGAAAGGUUGUCGACCAAGAAUAUGCCAUGCGGGUUGCGAAGCGCACACAUCAACACUGGAAGGAUUUCGUGAAUGGCGCGGCGAAGUGUCUCACGUCGUGUCAUAGUCAAGAAUGCCAUGGUCACGAAAUCCCCUGCUGGGUCGGCUCCGAUAACGGUGCUGAUCUCUGAGCAUGGUGGCUACCAGCGUGUGCACUACACUUGUACGCCAGCGGUGUGCACCUCGGCGCAGCAUCUUGGCCCCUGCUAUGGGCCCGUGCCGGGCCUCAGCCCGCUGCUUCAGCCUGGCCUCGGCCUGGACGGAAACCUCAACCGUGGUGGGUUCCGAGUUAACUACUACAAGUAGUAGGCCGAGGCACUAGU
This is a messenger RNA of Aureococcus anophagefferens, 1071 nucleotides long. RefSeq lists its product as hypothetical. Gene Ontology annotation, biological process: phosphate-containing compound metabolic process. Gene Ontology annotation, molecular function: inorganic diphosphate phosphatase activity; magnesium ion binding. The coding region runs from base 1 to 879 and encodes 292 amino acids. The transcript is spliced from 2 exons. The record is from RefSeq and is a predicted model, not a curated record. Lineage: Eukaryota; Pelagophyceae; Pelagomonadales; Pelagomonadaceae. Gene Ontology annotation, cellular component: cytoplasm.